This is a messenger RNA of Lathyrus sativus (Indian pea), 1788 nucleotides long. Lineage: Eukaryota; Viridiplantae; Streptophyta; Magnoliopsida; Fabales; Fabaceae. The record is from the annotation of a GenBank genome assembly.
AUGGCGGAAAACGUAAUCGGUUCACCACCAUUGACUAUGGACCCUCAAAUUCAAAACCCCUCUUCUUCAAACCCUAUAAUUCCAUCUCCUUCACAAAUCCACCACCACCAACAACAACAAUCUCCUUCAAUUCACAUGAAUUCUUCAUCACCAUCUCUCUCUCAAGAUCAACAACAACAACAUUCACAGUUACAUAGCAUCAACAACCCUAACCCUAACCCUAACCCUAACCCUAAUGUUUCCACUUUUCAACUUCAACAAACCCUACAGCGUUCACCUUCCAUGUCCCGCCUUAAUCAAAUUCAACCUCAGCAGCAGCAGCAACAACAAAUUGCCAGGCAGCAAGCCGGACUUUAUGGCGGGCAGAUGAAUUUCGGUGGUUCAGCUGCCGUCUCUGCUCAGCAACAACAAUUAAGCGGCGGUGUUGGUGUUGGCAUCGGCGGUAGUGCUUCCAAUUUGUCACGAUCGGCGUUGAUGGGACAGAGUGGUCACUUCCCAAUGUUGUCUGGUGCUGGAGCAGCACAGUUUAAUCUAUUAACCUCGCCGAGGCAGAAGAGUGGGUUGGUGCAAUCCUCCCAAUUUUCUUCGGCUAAUUCCGGUGGACAAUCACUGCAAGGAAUGCAACAAGCCAUUGGGAUGAUGGGGUCGUCUAAUCUAGCCUCUCUGAGGGCUAAUGGAGCUCUUUAUGCCCAGCAGCAGCAGCAGCUUCGAUUGACUCCUAGCCAAAUCAGGCAGCAGCUCUCACUCUCACAGCAGGCUUCACUUAACAAUCAACAGGUUCAAGGUUUACCAAGGUCAUCAUCCCUUGCUUUUAUGAAUUCUCAGUUGUCUGGAUUGUCUCAGAAUGGACAACCUGCCAUGAUGCAUAACUCUUUAACACAGAAUCAGUGGCUUAAGCAAAUGCCAGCAAUGUCUGGCCCUGCCUCCCCAUUGCGUCUUCAACAACAUCAGAGGCAGCAGCAGCUGGCUUCAUCUGCUCAACUGCAACAAAACUCUAUGAACCUAAGCCAACAGCAAUUGUCUCAGUUGAUUCAACAGAAAUCCAUAGGCCAGCCUCAGCUUCAUCAACAGCAACAGCAGCAUCCAUCCUCCCAGCAACAACAACAACUUCUACAGCAGCAGCAGCAACAACAACAAUCUCAACUACAAGCAUCUGUUCAUCAACAGCAACAGCAGCAAUCUCCGAGGAUGCCAGGACCUGCAGGCCAAAAAACACUAAGUUUAACAGGAUCGCAGCCAGAUGCUACUGCAUCUGGUACGACUACACCUGGUGGAAGUUCAAGCCAAGGAACCGAAGCAGCAACAAACCAAGUACUUGGAAAGAGAAAGAUACAGGAUUUAGUUGCACAGGUGGAUCCACAAGGUAAGCUGGACCCUUCAGUUAUAGAUCUUCUUUUAGAGCUUGCCGAUGACUUCAUUGAUUCUGCUACUACACAUGGUUGCAUUUUGGCAAAACAUAGAAAAUCAUCAACUUUGGAGUCCAGGGAUUUAUUGCUACACCUAGAGAAAGACUGGGAUUUGACAGUUCCAGGGUAUUCAAGUGAGGAGAAGAAGUGCCAGAAUAGACCUCUCUCCGGUGUCUCUCACAAAAGGCGGCUAGAUGUGGUUCGCACAUUGAUGGAUUCGUCUUCACACCCCCAACCAACUAUUAACAAUUCGAAAGAUAUCAGUAGACAGGGCCAUCCUAACCCUGUAGUUUCCAAUCAUCUAAUAAAACCCUUGAGUUCAGACCAGUUGGUUUCACAUUCAACUGGUUCUCAAAUGCUACAGCAGAUGACAAGAUUUUAA